Messenger RNA from Chara braunii, 5655 nucleotides. NCBI's taxonomy places the organism in Eukaryota, Viridiplantae, Streptophyta, Charophyceae, Charales, Characeae. The record is from the annotation of a GenBank genome assembly.
GGUCAUAUUUGUUCGUCCCGAACGACGACACGACUUGAUAGUCGCUGGAGAGAGGAAGGAGAGGAAACUGAGAGGAGAGUGAGAUCGAGGGAGGGGGAUUAGGAGUACUAUCCAAACGAAUGUGGGGCGGGUUGGGAAAGGGAAUAGAUAACAACUCGCGAAGCAUUGGAUUCUUACAGAGAAAGUUCACACAAAUGAAUAAGAGCAAGAGUACUGGAGUGGCGGAACCAAAAGCCGGGGUCGGGGGAGGAAAGGUAGUUGCUGGACAGCAGCUUCGUUCGCACUCAAAUCGCCUCCCGCCUGAUGUAGGUACGUCUUCUCGCGUGCUGGCGGUGCCUUCCGAUGAGAUGGCCAACCUUAGCAUGACACGCCGCAUAGCGAUUGAUCUGGGUACUUCUUCUUGUCGGGUGGCAGUGUGUCGCGAUGGGGAGGUCGAUGUCAUACCGGACAUGUCCGGCGAACGCUCAACUCCGUCUAUUGUCGCAUUCACGGGCAAGAAGCGUCUGGUCGGCCAACAAACACGGAUACAAGUGAAGCGGGGACACGAAAACUGGCUCUACGGGAUGAAACGACUCAUCGGACGGGAUUACGACUCGAUCAGAGAAGAGGAGCGGAAAUGGUGGCCGUUCGAGAUCGUCAAGGGAAGCAUGGGCGAGGCGAUGGUGGAGGUAAGGAGUGAACUAUUAUCUUCUUUAAGGAGAAAUAAUGGGGAUCACAUUCAGUCAAACAUUGUAGGGCAGUUUCAGCAGAACGACGCUCGUCCUGUGGAAGCCGAGGAUGAGCCGAAGGCUACGGAGGCUGGUGUCGUGUACUUGGCGCCUGAGCAGAUACUGGCGAUGCUUCUCGCGAAAAUGAGGAGCGACGCUGAACGCUUUCUUCGAUGCGAUGACCUUCAUGCCGCUGUCAUUACCGUUCCAGCGCUCUUCAACGACAGGCAGCGGUCAGGGAUCAAACAGGCGGCGGAGAUCGCAGGGCUCACGGAUGUCCAGCUCGUCAGCGAAUCGACGGCAGCUGCUCUGUCCUUCGCCGAGUGCGCAGGAUUGAUCUCCUCAGGCUGGAGAGGCGUUUCUGCUGGAGAACCUUGUCCGCGAGGCGCUAAGGUGCUUGUCUUCGCCCUGGGUGGAGGGAACUUCGAAGUUGCCCUCGUAACGAUAGCCGGCGGGCAUGUAAUCGUGGACUCAGUGGACGGCAAUCCAUGUCUCGGAGGCAUGGACUUCGACCACAAGAUGAUGGAGCUGAUACUCCAUCGCGUGAAGGAGCAGUUUCAUCUUGCUCCGGAAAUGCAGGCGAGCACGCUGAAGGGACUGAAGUCAGCGAGCGAAAAAGCGAAGGAAGAGCUGACUAUCCUACAAGACGCGCAGGUUGACCUUGAGUUUAUCCUCAGCGAUAACGAACUCAAGGUCACAAUACAGGGUGCCGAAUUCGAGAAAAAGUGUAAGAGCCUAGUAGACGAGUGCAUGGAUUGUGUCCGCCGACUCUUACAGGAAUCGAAGACAAAGAGUACUGAUGUGAAGGAAGCUGUGUUUGUCGGUGGGUCAACACGCAUUCCCAGGAUCUUUGAGACGUUUAAGAAGAGUUUCUCCCUGGAGCCGAAGGCGCACCCAUAUCAAGACGAAGCCUUUGUGCGCGGCGCAGCUCUCUUCGGUGAUUGGAGCCAACUGGUUACAGAGACGCAUGCUACAACGAUCGAGUAUUAUAAUCGGUGGAAAAAGACAUACUUCUUUUUCCAGCAGCGUAAGAGGCCUGGUAGCUACGUAUUGCCGGAUCUCAGUAAUUGGUCGCGUGAUCCACAGGAUGAUCAGUUUUGUCUGGAGUUAUUCGAGUCGAGAGGAGUCAAAAAAGAACCCCUUCCAGUUGGCAAAAUAGUGGUCCGUGUAGGGCAGCAUAACGAUAGCCCUGUUCUCCCUCUUCUAACGAUUGACCGAUGCGGGAUACUGUGCCUUGACGAGGGGCAGAGUUCGCUUCCUGCUGUGUUUCAUAAAUCCGGGCAACGUUCUGCAGAUGAGAUUUCUGGUUGGAAGCAGUUUGCCGAGAAGCUAAGAGUGUACGAGCGCAAAGUCGCAGAGAUAAGAAGCGCCAAGAACCAGUGGAGUACGUACAUCGGCGAAGUGCAUAAGAGGGAGUCUUUGUGCCCGUGCUGGUUGUGGAGUACUAUAUCGGCAUGGAAGCAUGAAAUUGAGCGUUGGCUUGAGAUGGAGAUGGAGGCGGCAAGUGGCCGGGUGGAGAUUGAGCAAUUUACCACGCAGUUUGACGGCUUCCGAAGGGCGUGCCAAUACGCCUUUGGAGACACGUGGGCGAGGUCGAUACCGGGAAGGAGGAGGUUCUUAGUGAUCGAUUGCUGGGAGUCGCACUACAUUGAUGAGUGCCUGCAGAAUCUCCGGGCAAACGCACGCCCAGAUCUCUCUGACGUGGUCGUCUGCAUGCCGCUCAAAGAUCUUCGCAAGACAAAGGACCGCAUCAUCGAGGGAAUCAAAUUAGCCGCGACCGACCUGUCGUCUAAUCAUUCCAUUGCUACUCCGGCCACCGUAAAGACGAGCGGAAUCCAUUACGCGGUACUCUCGGCAAGUCCCCUGUCGUCUUCCGACGAUCGUGCUGCUCUGUGCUCGGAGUGGAGGAGGCUUGGUGGAAAAAAGGUGUCAUUAGCUGUGCAAGCUGGUCUUCAGGUCGUGUUGCGUCUUGAACGUGAAGAUAGUCCAGACGAGCAGAGCAGCACUGUGCCUUAUGAUUUGGACGAGGAGAAUCGUCGCUGUGAAGCGCAGCUCAAGGACUUGGUAAAGUCGAUUGGGUGGGGCAGUUGGUGUUGGCAAAAUAUAACGAUCGCUUAUUUUCCUCCGCCGAAUUUGUGUUGGACAGAGGGAUUGCCUGGACAAGGGGCAUCUAUCUGGCAUCAGAAUGAAGUACAUCAGCAUAACGAUCCCGUAGUAGUCCAGACGGCUCGCCACAUAAGAAAGGUGAUCGAGGACGAGGUGAACGCCGAAGCUGCCGAGACAACGCGCAUCCUUAUCGGCGGAGGCGCGGCUAUGGAGAUGUGGAAUGCCCUUUUUAAGCAGGAAGAGGUUGAUGGCCUGCUGUUGGAAGGUGGCUUCCGAGACCCUCGUCUCGUCGGGAAGCUUUGUCCGCCAAGUCGAGAGAGGACGGGCAAAGUCUUACUCUGCCACGCGGCGAGCGGUCCUGUCACUCUCGACGAGCGUAACAUACGAUUGCUCCACGGCAUCAGCAGCGACCUGAUGGAUGGUGAAGAGGUCCUCUGGAUGACUGUGAGGUACGCAACGAGAGAAAAAUCUGGAGUGCACCUCGAGGAAGGGACUGGUUCUGUUGAGAUGGUUUGGAAGGGAGGUGCUGUAGUCGAAGAGAGUAAAUACCGACCGGUGGUGAACAACCGACGGAUGGUGACGAUCUUUCCUAUUUUGGAAUGCGGGGAUGCAGGGAGGCUAGAAGACCGAAUAGAGAGACAGCUUUCGCGCUGGGCGGAAGAGCUCAAGCGAGCUGAUCUUCAAGGGAGGGAGGUUGUGGUAGAGUUCAGGCCUGCACCGAGUGUGGCGAUGCAAGACCGUCUUCCUGCGGCCAUAGAGACCACUCACGCCCUCAUUAGAAGGUGGAUUUUAAUGAAAAUCAGCCCCCACGUGGCACAAGCGGUGCGUAUCGUUUGUUCUGUAGACGGGCUGCCGCCAGAAACGCAGCGGGAUAUUAUGAGGCAACCGAAUGUAGACGGCACAACUGUGCGACUCGACUCGGCGGGAAAUGCACCCGUGUCAGCGGAAAGUGUACCAGCCAAUGAAGCACAGCUUGACGAGAUGCUCACUGUCAGGAGCGCGAGGAACCAGUGGAAGAAGUACAUCUACGAAGUGGAGAAGAGGGAGUCUUCUUGCCCGCGCUGGCUGUGGAGUGUUAUAUCAGGAUGGAAGCUCGCUAUGGAGCGAUGGCUUGGGAGGAAGGAGGUGGAAGGUGGCUGCGUCGACAAAGAGCAAUUUGCCUCCCGGUUUGCUGAAUUCCGAAGGGCAUGCGAAAUUGCGUUUGGAGCCUUGUGGGAAAGAUCGAUGUCGGGGAGGAAGUUUUUGAUUGUCGAUUGUUGGGGGGGCUCCAGCGAAAUUAGCCAUUGCCUGCAGAAUCUUCUAGAGAGCGGAGGCCGAGAUCUCUGUGACGUGGUCAUCUCCAUGCCGCUCAAGGAGCUUCGCAAGACGAAGGAGCGGAUAGCGAGAAUGGAGGGAAUCAAACUAGCCGCUCCGAGCCUUUCGCCCAAAGCCACUCCCGAUGCCUUAGCGAAGAAUGGUAUUCCUUACGUGGUGCUCCAGGCUGGGCCCGCCGUAAUAGGUUCUGGCGACAGAAAGCAUCUCUGUUCCGGGUGGAACAAGAUCGUUGGUGACCAGGUGUCGCUAGCUGUGCAAGCCGGUCUUCACGUCGUGUUGCGCCUUGGACAAGAUAAUUGUUACGAUUUGGAAGACGGCCAUGAGGCUUUCAAACUGGAGGAAGAGAAGCGCCACUGCGAAGCACAACUCAGGGACAUUGUCAGUCGCAUUGGCAAGAACUUUCGAAACAUAGCGAUCGCUUACCUUCCUCCAGCGCAUGUGCUGCUACCUGACGCUACAACCGAAGCAGCAACCCAAGCAACAACGGAAGCAACAACCGAAGCAGCAACCGAAGCGGCAACCGAAGCCGGUGCAACCAGGCUGAGGCAGUAUGUGAUCGAGACGGUUCGGCACAUAAGACAUGUGAUUAAGGAUUUGAUGAGUGCUGAAGCAGCCGAUGCAGCAAACUUACUUAUAGGCAGAUGCGGGAAGGUGGACACAUGGGAUACCUUUAUAAAUCCGCAGCAUGAGAUAGAUGGCUUGCUUCUUGAGACAGGGCUCCGAGACCCUCUGUUCUUCGACAAACUCCUCCGUAAAGGGGGCCCAAGCGAGAAGAUCCGUCUGGAAAGGAGGGGCAAAGUCUUGCUUUGUGCCGGGCAGGAGGAAAAUGCCACCCUCAAUAAGUAUGACCUCAUCCGGUUGAGCGCCGUCACAGAGAAGCUGCUUGGCGCGGAAGAAGUCGUCUGGAUAACGACAAAGUAUGUACCAACUCUGGCGGUGCGUUCAGGAACGAGUAUGAUUAGGGAAAUCAACGGCUCCUACGCAUUGCUCUGGAAGGAGGGCCACGUCAUAACUGACUACAGCGAAGAGGUGAACGCGGUGUUUAAGGUGAAGAUCGUCCCCAUUUUCUCGUCACACAAGGACAGCCACGGACAGGAAGUAGCAGAGGCGCUAUCCACACAGCUCUCGGAAUUAAGGAAGAAUCUGAUGGGGAAAACUGAUAGUGACUGGUCAGGGCUUCUUCUAGAGUACAGGCCUGCAGAUAGCUUGGACACAGCAGAUUCUAUUGUUGAGGCUGUGGAGGGAGCUCAAUCACACAUAAGGGGAUGGCUUCUGGUGAACUUUGGCGCAGAGGCGGCGCAGGAGGUGCGGAUCGUAUGCUUUUUCGAGGAAGAGCUGGAUUCAGAGACGCGUCGUAGAAUUGCCAAUCUGCCCAAUGUAGAUGGAGUAAGCCUGCGGCUUUCCCAUAGGCGAACAACUAGUCGGACCGGGCUUGCGGCCUAGACUAUGCCCAGACUAGAUAGACUAUGUAUAGAUGGAACGGUGUUACGGGGGUUAAUUGGUAGAAAGAGCCCACGUCAAAACCUUG